Bicyclus anynana (squinting bush brown) is the source of this 3432-nucleotide messenger RNA. RefSeq names its product zinc finger protein 423 homolog (gene L). NCBI's taxonomy places the organism in Eukaryota, Metazoa, Arthropoda, Insecta, Lepidoptera, Nymphalidae. The transcript is spliced from 11 exons. Gene Ontology annotation, cellular component: nucleus. The record is from RefSeq and is a predicted model, not a curated record. Bases 218 to 3172 code for a protein of 984 amino acids. Gene Ontology annotation, molecular function: RNA polymerase II transcription regulatory region sequence-specific DNA binding; DNA-binding transcription factor activity, RNA polymerase II-specific. Gene Ontology annotation, biological process: regulation of transcription by RNA polymerase II.
GCCGCCCGUCGCUUUUCGUGACGUUUCAUACCCGCAGAUACUUUUACGAUAAACUUUUCCCCGGGUUUUCCAGUAACUAACAAAGUUUGAUCGAGUUGAUGUGACUAUUCCAGAUCUGAUUUGAAGUGUUUUGAAUUAUAUUCUUUAUUGGAUUUGGUGAUCUGUUCUUUCAUUAGCUGUGUUGUUUAUUUCCAAGACGAUGGUUUUAGUUUAGAAUAUGUCUAGAAGAAAACAAGCUAAGCCGAGAUCUCUCAAAGCGGAAGAAGAAGAAUGGGCGGAGGGGACAGUGUCUGAGGAAAAUGAGGAUAUGUUGAAAAACGCAGUCACUGAAGACGAUCCUGAAUGGCAAGACGAAGAGACAAAUAUCGAAGACAAAAGCAAUAUGGUUGAAGAAGAGAACAAUGUAGAGGAAAAGUUCGAAGACGGGGAUGAUGAACAUAAUUCGCCAAAGAUCAAGUUAGAAGCUGAAGAUGUCGCUGAUAUCAAGUCCGAAAGUAUGGACAGCUUUGAGUCCGAAGCGCUGGGCAGCGUCGGCAGCGUCGGCAGCACGGGUGGCAGCUCGUGGCCGUCGUCGACGCCGGAGCCGUCGCCGUCGCCCGCGUCGACGCCGACGUCGCACGACGCGGUGGACGCCGACGCCGAUGCUGAAGCCGACCCGCCGUUCACGCUGGGAGCCACCGAACAUACGCCGUACAAAUGUAAAUUUUGCGACAAGGCCUUCCCCAGGCUGUCCUACCUCAAGAAACAUGAACAGACCCACUCAGACCAGAUGCCGUUCCGCUGCGAGUUCUGCUCGCACUUGUUCAAACACAAGCGGUCGCGCGACCGACAUGUCAAGCUGCACACGGGCGACCGCAAGUACCGCUGUGCGCACUGCGAAUCGGCGUUCUCCAGGAGCGACCACCUGAAGAUCCACAUGAAGACACACGAUAACCAGAAGCCGUUCCAAUGCACGGUGUGCAACCGCGGCUACAGUACGGCGGCUGCGCUGACGUCACACAUGCAGGGCCACAAGCGCGACCGCGAGGGGCGCGAGACCAAUCGCAAGCGCGCCUUGCAUUGUCUGCGCUGCGGGGACGCGUUCCGACGACCUGAUCUUUUACAAGCACACAUGGCGAGUGUCCACGGCGUAGACUCAACCUCGUUGACGCCACCUCGCCGAGUGGCAUCACAACCACCGGCGACUCUCCUCGCGUGCAUGUACUGCACUCGCGACACCUUCACCAGCAUGGAGCAGUUACAAUUGCACGUGCGCGCGGCUCACUCCGCCCUAUUAAACGGAGAGACUUCCCAAUACUCAGUGGACCAGCCCAUGCCAACUGACCUCAGUCGUCGCAGCCCUGAGAACUUGUCGCCAACUAAACGCGCUCGGUUGAAUUCGGGUUCUGGAACGCCAAAAACAGCUCUGUCCCCGAGUACGCUGUUAUGUAAUCAGUGUGAUGCAGCACUUCCAGAUUUUGAGGCAUUUCGAGCGCAUUUGAAAGGUCAUAUUGACGAAGGUGGAGAGUUGAGAACGAGUCCAGCGCCGUGUCUCCACUGUGGUGCCACGUUUGCAGACGCGGCGGCCUCCGAGCGACACCUGGCGGCGCAUUACCUCGCCGUGUCCUGCGAGUAUAGCUGCCACAGCUGUGUACGAAGUUUCUCUACGCCCGAGGAUUUGCAAAAGCACCUAUUUGACUUGCACGCUCAUCAUAUGUAUCAGUGCAAUCUGUGCAAAGAGAUAUUCGAUUCGAAAGUCGCCAUACAGGCUCACUUCGCGAUGUCACAUAGCGCGGAAAGCAAAGUGUGGGUGUGCCGGUCGUGCGGCUCGGCGAGCGGCGCGCUGCGCACGGAGGCGGAGGGCGCAGCGCACGUGCGCGCCAGGCACGCGGCGCAGCGCUGCGCGUGCGGCGCCGUGCUCCCCGGAGCACGCGCACUGCGGGCGCACGCGGCCGCGCACCACUCCUACCGCUGCCCCGUACCCACUUGCUCCGAGUCCUUCGCCGUGCAGUAUCUGCUCGAGCGCCACAUACAAGUUCAUCAUGCUCUCACGCAUCAAGGUGUCAACGGAGACAUAAUAAGGGGCAAACGCACAGAAAACAACAACUCGACUGAAGGCGACGGCUCCAACUCCCCCUGCGUGACUGCAGACAACACAGUACAGCCACCAAGCGAGGAGCGGCGGCGCAAGAACGGCGCGGUCGCACUGCAGUGCGCAUACUGCGGCGAGCGCACGCGGAGCAGAGCUGAGCUAGAGGCGCACACGCGCGCGCACUCCGGGGCGGGCGCCGCGCGCCACAAGUGUCUCAUCUGUGACGAAGUGCUGCCCUCGGCUGCCGUGCUGGCAGAGCAUAAGCUUACUCAUUGCAAGGUAGUCGCUGGCGACACCUGCGCUCGCUGUCGGUCGAGACUACCAUCGGAAGAAGCUUACCUGAGUCAUAUGGCGCGUCACCACCCCGCCCUGCCCGCGCCCUGCGUCAUCUGCCGACAAACACUAGCUUCGGAAGCUGAAGCGCGGUUACACGCUCGUUUUCAUUUGCGACCGAACGAAGAUGAGCAGAGGUGCGCCAUAUGCCUUAGAGCACUGUCGGAAAGCGAAGCUGGAGAGGGAGCGAGGGCUUGCACAUCUUGCUACGCUCGCCACGCCGCACCCCGCGCCGCCCCCGCCGCCGACCACGACUGCCGCCUGUGCCGACGCACCCUCGGCUCCCCCACCCGCCUCCAAGCACAUCUCAUCGAGCACACGUUCGCAGGCAUCGGAGCGUUCACUUGCUACCUCUGCUCCGCGAUGUUCACGAGCGCGGCUGGGCUGCAAAGACAUCUGCCGGAGCACGCCUCAGCGCCCAGACCUUACGACUGCGGCCGAUGCGGUUUGAAGUUUUUCUUCCGAGCGGAACUCGACAAUCACGCGUUCGUUCAUCUCGAAGAGGCUGAAAUCGCUCAGAGAGCGUUCUACGAAGCUUACGCUCGCGGCGCCGCGUCGGCGUGGGCGGCCUUGCAACCGACGGAUCUUGCGCAACCUGCGUCGACAGCGCCGGUCGACAACGAGGUUUCGGUGAAGCAGGAGCCAGAAGUGAAAGAAGAACGCACCGACGAGUACAUUGAAGUAUCGUCGCCUCCCCCUCAGCCGCCGCAGCCCGAGCCAGCGUCUCCCCCGCCGGUAGUGAAGCAAGAGAAACCCGACGAAGACUGAAUGUAAACACAAAUGAACGCUAUCGUCCGGUGUAGGAUCGUGUCCUACUGCAAUACUAGAUUACGUCCUUGCAAAUUAUGCACUAGUUAGUUUUGUUAUAGUUGUAUCUGUUACAGUUGAGCGUUUAGAACGCGGAUAUGUAAAACUUAGAUAGACCGUCGUCUUUUAUGUUGGUUAGGGAACGUAUGUUUUAUAAUAUUUACACGAGUAUUUGUAUAAACUUGUUAACUUAAUAAAUUAUUGUGUUAAGCUUCACUGGA